AUUGAAUACAGAAAACGUCUUGAAGUAAAGUAAUUUGCAGACAUUUUCCUCCGUGAAAAAAAAAAAAAUGAAUUUUUUGAGAACCUUGUUCGACGGCUCCCUUAUGGCGGAGAUUAAGGAUUUUAUGGGCAUAUCAAAAAGCGACACCUCGACAAUCGUAUUUUCCGACUAUUCAAUGGAGAAGCCGCCACAAAAAAAAAGACGUGUUACCGUCAUUCCAUUGCCGGAGCAAGCAUACAUGGAGCAGCCAUCGCAGCACCGUCGCCGUCGCCGUCGCUUUUCAUUGCCAAAUUUCGGUAAUGGCAAUGAGUUCAGUACUCGUCACGUCAAGAAUUGGACCAUGGCAAGCGCCGUGCGCUAUCAUACUCCUGGCCAAGUGCUUCGCCCGCCGGCUAAACGUGGGAACUUCAACGCCGGCCUACUUAAGUAUGAGAAAUCUACGAAAUUAACAAUGAGGCGCAACACCUUGUGAAUAAAAUCUGACAUUUGAUGGCAACGUCUAUUGUAAACUGUAAAAAAUGCAGAACAGAAAUAAAAUCGGGCGUAACCAUUAAAGA
Molecule: messenger RNA, 557 nt
Organism: Drosophila miranda
Lineage: Eukaryota; Metazoa; Arthropoda; Insecta; Diptera; Drosophilidae
Exons: 2
Coding region: 68-472 (134 amino acids)
Source: RefSeq, a predicted model, not a curated record